Messenger RNA from Chrysoperla carnea, 273 nucleotides. RefSeq lists its product as uncharacterized. NCBI's taxonomy places the organism in Eukaryota, Metazoa, Arthropoda, Insecta, Neuroptera, Chrysopidae. The transcript has 2 exons. The coding region runs from base 1 to 273 and encodes 90 amino acids. The record is from RefSeq and is a predicted model, not a curated record.
AUGUUAUCAAAACGAGACAAUUUAUUAAUACGACCAUGGCAACAACGACGUUUUGAGAAUCAUCGGCGUAAAGUGCAAUCAGCUUUACCAGCAAUUGAUUCUGGAACACCAGCAUUUCGUGGACAUGUUUGUUGUAAAUUAAAACGAAAACAAACAGAAAAAGAACGUUGUAUACAAAUUGAAUCAGAUAAUUUAAGAUUAUUACAAAAAAUGCAAUCAAUUAUGAAAAAGAAUCGUUUAGAUAAUCAUUGGCGUACACCGCAACCAACGUAA